UAGACUAGACUAGACUAGACUAUAGGCGGGGGAGCCAAGCCAGGCUGUUGCGUUCUUUUCCUGGCCCUCAGGCGAGGAAGGCACCUGAAGGAGCGGCGGCGCCCAGAGGGGUGGGAGAUAUGGAAAAAUGACUGUUUACAAGGUAAUGAUUGGAAUAUCCCUCCAUCAUGCCAUCAGGAAAAGUUAAAGCAAGCACUUCUCUGCUGAUUCCAUGUGACUGCUGCUUACCAACAAAUUAGCUUGCAUGAUAGUCUUUCACAUGUUUGGAAGAGGAUUUUUUUGUGGCCACUUACAUCCUAUUGUGGGGACACAGGGUCUAGCACACCAAAUUUCUCUUUGCUAAGGGAAAUGAAGUCAUUCAGGGGGGCUUUCAAGAGGAAGAGCUAAUAAAUUGCUCUGAAGUUGAUACAAGCUUCUCUGGGAAAAAGAGCAGGGCCUGGAAAGCCUGUGAUAGAGAGCAGCUGUUUCCAGAUACUUGCAUUAAAUCUCAGACGUGCUUUCCUGCCAGCUACUUCAGUGCAGAAGAUUAACAGACAUGUCCAUAGCACUCAAGCAAGUCUUCAAUAAAGAUAAGACUUUCCGCCCAAAACGUAAGUUUGAACCUGGAACCCAGAGGUUUGAACUUCACAAACGAGCGCAAGCAUCUCUCAACUCAGGUGUGGACUUGAAAGCAGCUGUGCAGUUGCCCAGUGGAGAAGACCAGAAUGACUGGGUGGCUGUUCAUGUUGUCGACUUCUUCAAUAGGAUCAACCUCAUUUAUGGGACUAUCUGUGAGUUCUGCACGGAGAGGAGUUGCCCAGUGAUGUCUGGAGGCCCCAAGUACGAGUAUCGGUGGCAGGAUGACUUGAAGUACAAGAAGCCCACAGCACUGCCUGCACCCCAAUAUAUGAAUCUUCUCAUGGACUGGAUUGAGGUGCAAAUCAACAAUGAGGAUAUAUUUCCCACAAGUGUAGGUGUUCCCUUUCCAAAGAACUUUCUCCAGAUCUGCAAGAAGAUACUCUGUAGGCUUUUUCGGGUGUUCGUUCAUGUCUACAUCCAUCACUUUGACCGUAUCAUCCUUAUGGGGGCUGAGGCCCACGUCAACACCUGCUACAAGCAUUUUUAUUAUUUUGUGACAGAGCUCAACCUCAUAGACCGCAAAGAACUAGAGCCUUUGAAAGAGAUGACAACCAGGAUGUGUCACUAAAAACUACUCACUGAACAAAAGCAAAGUCUAAUUUCCUUCUUACUGCAGAGUUUAAGAAUAUGACAGCCCUCAUGGACUGAGCCUGCUUGUUAAUCCCUGAAAGCAGGAAAGUUGGGAGCCACAGUUACUGUCACAAAUGCUUCUCUCCAGUGUCAAUGUUGUUAACCCUAAA
This is a messenger RNA of Agelaius phoeniceus (red-winged blackbird), 1358 nucleotides long. RefSeq names its product MOB kinase activator 3B (gene MOB3B). The record is from RefSeq and is a predicted model, not a curated record. NCBI's taxonomy places the organism in Eukaryota, Metazoa, Chordata, Aves, Passeriformes, Icteridae.